This is a messenger RNA of Triticum dicoccoides, 733 nucleotides long. RefSeq lists its product as uncharacterized. Lineage: Eukaryota; Viridiplantae; Streptophyta; Magnoliopsida; Poales; Poaceae. The transcript has 2 exons. Bases 200 to 520 code for a protein of 106 amino acids. The record is from RefSeq and is a predicted model, not a curated record.
UCUCUUGCACGAUCCCCCCUCCCCAACCUAGCGGCUCCUACAACUGACCCAUGCCUGCAGCUCCGCCCCAUGGCCUCCGCGCCUCCUCCCACUCCCAGCAAACGCGCCUCCCCUCCCCACCCCCGAUCCACCUUCUUCCUCCGUCGGCGCCGCACCUCCCCUUCCCGCCCGGCUUCUUACCACGCCGGUACCGCACCACAUGGCCAGCUGUCGGUCCACCCCGCCGCCGGUCUGGGAUGGCGCCGUCCUGCCCUGCAUCGCCGCUGGCCUGGCUUCCGCCGCCCGUUCCCUGCAUCGCCACCGGCAUGGGCUAGCGCCGCCCCUAUCCUGCAUCACCACUGACAUAGCCGGUGCCCCCAGGAUCGCCGUCGCCGAUUUUGGAUGUGUGCGGUAUCACUUCAGUACACUUUCGGGCGUUGAGGCAACUGUAGCAGGCAUUGCAGAGGGUGGCAACAUGCAGUUCGGAUGGACAUGCGUUGCAGUUGCCUCUGACUUUGAGGAGGGUCACCUCUCGCUAUAGUGCAGUUUGUUAAUUUAUGUGCAAAUAAAUUUAGUUUUAUGUAUGAAGUCUAUUUCAAUUGUUAGAGAAAUUUGUGAAAAUCGCCAGAGGAAAAACAAGGCAUUACCUAAUGAAGUUUGGCUGGGAGACCUUUGUGGCUCAAAACAAAAUGGAGUUCAGUUUUGCAUUGAAGUGCAUAUGUAAAAUAAUAAAAGUACAAAUGGGCUUGUUGUG